UUCACUUAUCCUCUGCAACAUGUCUAAAGCAAAUGUGAGAAGACAGUUAGCACUUCUAGAGAAGAACAAGGUUCCCAAAGAGAAGAGUACUACUACUGUAUUCAGCCCCAACUUCUCUUAUAAACACCUAAAGAGAAUCUACCCAAUUGGACUUCACAAGAGUUCUUCAUCCUCCUCUCUAUCUCUAUCAUCAUUAUCCUUGUCUUUGUCAGAGAACUCCAUUGACUCUUCUUCUAUCAUUGAAUCUAGUUCUCCACUCGAUCAGAAGAUAUCAUUGGCACUCCGCCUCAUUUCACCGCCCCAAAAAAGAGAGUCUCCGGUGCCUAAAGUUGUCCAACAGCAGGAAACUGAUGAUGGGGAGGUAAGGAGGUGCAACUGGAUCACAAAGAAUAGUGAUAAAGUUUAUGUUGCAUUUCAUGAUGAAUGCUGGGGAGUUCCAGUAUAUGACGACAAUCAAUUGUUUGAGCUGCUGGCACUGUCUGGAAUGUUGAUGGACCACAAUUGGACUGAAAUUGUCAAAAGAAGGGAGCUAUUCAGGGAAGCCUUUUCCGGAUUUGAUCCAAACACCGUUGCCAAAAUGGGGGAGGAACAAAUUGAAGAGAUAGCUUCCAACAAAGCUCUAAUGUUGCCAGACUGCAAAGUCAGGUGCAUUGUAGACAAUGCCAAAUGCAUAUUAAAGAUAGUGAGGGAAUGUGGGUCUUUCAGUAGCUAUAUGUGGGGUUCUGUGAAUCAUAAACCAGUGAUCAACAGGUUCAGAUACCCCAGAAAUGUUCCUCUGAGGAGCCCGAAAGCAGAAGCCAUGAGCAAGGAUUUGAUAAAGCGAGGAUUUCGAUACGUUGGACCAGUCAUUGUGUACUCAUUCAUGCAGGCUGCUGGAUUGACAAUCGAUCAUCUCGUGGAUUGCUACAGGUACAGCGAGUGUGUAAGCCUUGCAGAAAGACCUUGGAGACAUAUCUAGCUACACUCUCCUGUUUAACUUAAUAACUGAGUUCUAUGUAUUGUAUAUCAUUUGUCUAGCUAGGAAUCGAUAACUUAUUAAUUAAUUAUUUAUAUUUUUCAUUAUUUAUGCAUGAA
Molecule: messenger RNA, 1074 nt
Organism: Argentina anserina (silverweed cinquefoil)
Lineage: Eukaryota; Viridiplantae; Streptophyta; Magnoliopsida; Rosales; Rosaceae
Exons: 5
Coding region: 20-958 (312 amino acids)
Biological process (GO): base-excision repair
Molecular function (GO): DNA-3-methyladenine glycosylase activity
Source: RefSeq, a predicted model, not a curated record